UGCAGCUCACACCUGCACCCCGCCCCGGCCCAGCACCAUGCCCGUCUGCCGCCUCUGCCCGCCUGCCGCCGGCCUCCUUGGCCUGCUGCUGCUCAGCCUCCUCAUGGCCCCAGGCACGAGAGCAGAUAAACCCGGCGUGUGUCCCGAGCUGGAGGCGGGUUCGAAGUGUACGCAGGAGUGCGUCUCGGACAGCGACUGCGCCGACAACCGCAAGUGCUGCCCGGCCGGCUGCAGCUCCCUCUGCUCCACGCCCAAUGAAAAGCCGGGCUCCUGCCCCAACGUGGACUUGCCCCAGCUGGGCAUCUGCGAGGACCAGUGCGAGAUAGACAGCCAGUGUCCUGGUAACAUGAAAUGCUGCCGCAAUGGCUGUGGGAAGGUAUCCUGUGUCACACCAAGAUUCUGAGCUUCAGCCACCAUCAACCUGAGGAACGGGAAGGGGAUGUUUCUGCUGGACCGUGCAUCUGAUGUCAUCCCUGCUGCCCGCCCCUCGCUCUAGCUUCUGCAUUUUUUCCUGGUCCCCAAAUAGCUUCUCCCUUUUCCAACCAAUAAAGUGAUUGCUUUCAGCAACUGAG
Nannospalax galili (Upper Galilee mountains blind mole rat) is the source of this 572-nucleotide messenger RNA. RefSeq names its product WAP four-disulfide core domain 2 (gene Wfdc2). The coding region runs from base 38 to 403 and encodes 121 amino acids. Gene Ontology annotation, biological process: antibacterial humoral response; innate immune response. The transcript has 4 exons. The record is from RefSeq and is a predicted model, not a curated record. Gene Ontology annotation, molecular function: peptidase inhibitor activity. Gene Ontology annotation, cellular component: extracellular region. NCBI's taxonomy places the organism in Eukaryota, Metazoa, Chordata, Mammalia, Rodentia, Spalacidae.